Racocetra persica is the source of this 231-nucleotide messenger RNA. The record is from the annotation of a GenBank genome assembly. NCBI's taxonomy places the organism in Eukaryota, Fungi, Glomeromycota, Glomeromycetes, Diversisporales, Gigasporaceae.
AUGUCUAUUAAUAUUAAAGUGAAGCCUGAUACCGAAGUCAAAAAAGCUACAUUUACAACUGUAGGGAAAAAAAUCGACAAUGAUGAUGAUGAAAUUAAUGCAAAGGCAAAAAUGAUAAAACAAGAAUUAGAGUUUGAAAAGAAAAAUAAAUCAAAUUCAACUUAUUUUGAUAUUGCCUUCCUGGGAGGAAAAUUCCCACUUUUCAGUAUGUCUAGCAAACAAAAAAGAGAG